This is a messenger RNA of Acaulospora colombiana, 2664 nucleotides long. NCBI's taxonomy places the organism in Eukaryota, Fungi, Glomeromycota, Glomeromycetes, Diversisporales, Acaulosporaceae. The record is from the annotation of a GenBank genome assembly.
UGCCAGUAUUGUUGCGGCUUUAGCAAGUGUCGUAUCUUUACAAUGGGUAGCUGAAUACGAUGCAGCGGUCAGCCGAAGUGGAUCAUCCCCAGAAGACCGUGUGAAACGAAGACAGUUCCGAUACGGUGGGAUGAAGAAAUGGAAGAUGCGAGAGGUUAUUGCGGCCCUGCCGGUACUCCUCUACUGCUCACUUGUUCUAUUCUUCGUCGGGCUGGCUCAGUGGAUGUGGAACGUGCAUACCACGGUCGGAGGAGUAAUCACUGGUGGGGCACUACUAGGGGCGGCAUUCUAUGUUGUCACGACACUUCUGGCAGUGGUGUUUCCUUCAUCGCCCUUCCGAGCUCCAAUCGUACGGUGGAUAUACGUAUCUGUUCACCUUAUAUUGCGUCCUUUCAUACUUGCUCGAAGAAGCUCCAGUGGUCAUGCUCCACAAAACGGAGUGGAAGCACAGGAGACGUCAUUGAAAGACAGAAUUCAAGGCAUUCUCAUCCAAGCCUGGCGGGGGGUCUCCACACUCAAUAGCUUUUUACUCCAAAUUCCAUCGAGAUUCAGUACUUUAACCAUUCAGGGCCGUGAUAAAGUACAUAUCGAUCUUGAACAGAAGCAAUUGAUUGGCAAUAGCCUAGCUUGGGUUGCGCAAAGUCUCAGUAUUUCAAGAGACUCUCACCGCCGACUGUUAUUCUUAGUGCAAGAAUUCUUGAAACUGGACGAGGAUCAGUGGCUGUCAAACAAUCUGCAGAAGAUACCGUGGGGCCAAAUCGUCCAUUUUCUAGCAUCCGAAUAUGCCCAGCAUGCCGCAUCUCGAAAGCUCACGGAAGAAGACGAGAGAGAACUUGCCAUUCUGUUUCGCUGUUUGCAGAAGCUCACUAUAGGAGCAGUCGCUGAUCCUGGAGACGAACGUGAUAUAGCACUCAACUUCGGAAGUUUCGGUGGAUCAAGAGAUGAAACUAUUGAUCCAAUUUAUCUCCUGUUUUACGACAUCGGAGUACCGGAAGAGUCUCUUUCUGUAGAAGCACAAAUAGGCCUGAGAGUUGGUUGCCUAAACCAACUUCAUUAUCUCUCUCAAUCCGUUCAAGAGAUUCGAGAUAUGCACAAAGAAAUCAUUUUGAUGGGGAUAAGUCAUAUGUAUGACUAUCUACUACCUCGGUUGUCUCGAGCGCUGGCAGAACGUAUUCAUGAUGAUGCCCAAGAUCGUGUUAAUAAUCUAAUCUUUUUGAUGCACCUCCAAUCGCCGCCACUACGAGGGUCUUCGGCUAUGGCCUUGACUCGAACUGGGGGAAAGAUACCUGUGGCACGACCUUCAAAUUUAAUCCAGCAGCUCAAUUGUGUCAUGUGGAUAGAAUCUCAAACAUAUCAUCCGUAUAUUGAUGACGUAUUAAAUGCUCUGCUAGUCACCCAAAACAGAACCCCGGCCAUCUCCCUUUUAUGGAAACCUACUAUCACGGAUGAAGAGGUUACGGCAAUAUUGACCCUGGUCGACGCUCAUCAUAGAGAAGAAUUCAAGAAAUCGAUUGGCAUACUACAUAAAGCCGCACAUAUGAAUAGGGUAUUGUUGGCAUUUGACGAACUCAUUACACGCGGAUGCCACGAACAACAGCAGUGUGUUAUAAUAGAAUUAAUAUUCAACGAGCUUCGAAGAUGCAACUCCCCGCCUCUGGUAGAAUACUCCAAUCCUGUGGCCAAAAAGCUCCUAGAUGAGCUUCGAAACCCCUGGAUUCGGUUAAUUGUCUAUUUGGCUGCUGGAAUGAACGAGCAGUUAGACGAUUUCUGCAUGCAAUAUUCACGGUUACCGUUUAAUUUGCAGAAGCUUUUAAGCCAAUAUCUUCUAGAGGAUGGGUACUUUAUCAAUCCACCCAGCGCUCGCCGAGUACAAAUGCGAUGGUGGAACCAACUUGCCCAUCUUCAUACACACGAAGAUCGUCUACGACUGGAGUUUACAAAUCCCGCUCUUGGGGUGGACGAGGGGGGAGACUUUCUGUUGGAAAUAAUUCACUCACCCUUCAAUAUCCAGCGUUACAGCAGUAGUAUUGGAUACGAGAGAGGUUAUGGGUUUAUUCCUGCCCUCCUCUCUGGGGAUGACUGGAGAUUCUGUAUUACAGGUUCUAUUUUCAAGCCAGAAUGUAUCUCUCGCCUUCUGGAAUUCGCUGACGAUGUCAAGCUUCACCCAGGCAGAUUCGUUGUUUUACUGGCCAAGCUCGCUUGGGCUGACUACCGAUGUUUCCCAACUCGUUUCGGACCUCAGUAUGCUCUAAAUCUGUAUUACAUGAUAACACUCAUCGAAGGUUACUGCACAAGUGAUUAUACCAAAUCACAUAUUGCCAGUUCACACGACUUGGCUAGGGCUCUCCAAAAGUUGAGAGAUAUAGUGCCGCUUUUAGCGUCAGAUGUACCCAGGUCAUCCAGGGACUCCGAACACCAUAUCCUACAACUUUUGGGAUCCAAGCCAGACGAUCUCUUAUUUGUGUUCGAUCCCUCAUUGUCGACAAUGCAGCGACAGGUCCCCUUCCAACUACCCGGUCCGAAUCCUCUAGGUCCAAGCGCUUUAUCUACUAUAUGCAUGAUCGCAACGAUCUUCUCGUCUUCCCAUUUACGACCUACAACCUGUACACCUAAAGGAACGUCAGCAAUUAGCACAGAAAAGAGAUUACUUCUACAGACCAACAG